AUGGGGGAGCGGGGCGGCGAUGGGGGCAGCGAUAGCGAUGAGACUGUGGUGGAGGGCUCGGUGCUGGAGAGCGACGUGGAGGGAGAGGAGCUGCAGAGCCGAGGAUGUGUAAAGCAGCAGUGUGCUUCCCUGCUUGAGGCCUCCUCGCUGGUUUACAAGAUCAGGUUAUCUUUUUUAAACAAGGAUGUGUCAACUGAAGUAAGAAUUGCUGAAGGAGGCACCUCUCCAGAGAUUGGUUUUAUGCAUAAAUUUCGUGAUGAUCCAUAUACUUUGAAGGAAGAAAAUCAGAUAAAUCCAGUGCCUCAGGAAACAAAUGAAUCUGACCAAUCUCAGUCUCUACUGCAGGGUUGGAUAAACUGUCUGUCAGUUUCUGAAAAUAUUCCUGAUCCUCCUUAUUCACUGAACACUGCAGUAGGGAGCCAGCCAAAUAAUUCUGUAGAUUUAAAUACCAAAGUGGUUGGAUUUCUGAAAGAUUCAGAGGAAAAGGUAUUAACUGAUGAUCAUCUGUUUCCAGAAACAAACCUGUGUCUAGAUGCAAUUCUGGAGGAGCUAGUAGUGUUUCCAAAAGAACAGACACUGCAAGAGAUAUUUCCACAGGUUUUGGAAGAUUGCCAGAGAACGAACAUGACCAUUACUGACACAGAUAACACAGUAAAAGAACAUUCCCUUAAUAAUGAUACUGAUCUCUCAUUGACGUCCUUAGGGAAGAUUUUCCUGGAAGUAUUCUCUGAACAGAGUGCAGUGACGGGUGAAUUUGAAAUCAGUGAUUUGUUCAAACCUCUCAGUGGCUCAGAGAGUCCUAAAAUGAUAGCCCCCUUGCUUGACUUGUUAGAGUGUCAGGGUUAUGUGUCACCCUUCGAUACUCUAGCAGAUGAGAAGAGCGAUGCCCUGCCAGCCGAGCUGGUGACAGCUCUGAACUCCUGCUCAGGACCUGCAGUGCCGAGCCAGAGGCAGCUUAGUGCUGAGGAAGAGCAGCUAAAUUCGGAGCCCCGUGUUCCCCAGCUGCAUGAUGACUACACACACCUAACUAACAUGUGUGAGCCUCAGCUUGCCACACUGCAGCUGGAAGAACUAAAAGCCAUAACAGGAUCUAACUUGCAGAGGACAAUGAAUGAGCAAGUACAUAUGCCUUCUGUAUAUCUUGUAUGUUAUGCAUAUCUUAGAAUAUUUUAUAGAAUUGUCAAAACACUGGAAGAUUUUGUAGAUGAUCAGCAGAGAGAGAAAGAAGCAAUUUCAGGUUAUUGGUGUGGCAACGUGUAUGAAAAACCUGCUGGGGAGGGAAUUUCAUAUUUGGUGGAACCCAAUUUGUGUGCAGAAACUACCAAAGCAACAUCAGGGAGAGCCAAGCAGUUACGAGGGACCUCUUCAAGAAAAUGCAGAAGUCGUGAUUCCAGUUGUCACCAAAUACCUCAGAGGACUUCUAACAGUGGCAACACAACCAGAAACAAAGCUAAGGAUUUUGAAAAAAAUCAGAAGUCUAAUGCCAAGCAGGAUCUAGAAACCAACGUAUGUCAAAAGAUGAUAAUUCUGAAUGAGAAUAAAAAUACUGAGCAAACAAGGAGAAGUAAAAGAAUCAAAACCAAAAUGAGACUUGAGGCUUCUAUUAGGAAUUUGAUAAAUCCUAUUUUACCCAUUCCACGAUGCAGAAUAAAUAGGAAGAAUAUUUUUGGAGAGACCUUACUGCAUAAAGCUGUUGCUGAUAAAGAUAUAGACCUUGUGCGUGAUAUAAUAAAGUCUGGUGCCAAUGUAAAUGUUCAGGACUAUGGGGGCUGGACUGCACUUCAUGAAGCAAGCGUGGAAGGUCUUUAUAGGAUAGCGAACGAGCUUUUGAAAGCAGGAGCUGAUGUUGAUGUUCGAGCAAGUGAAAAAAUAACACCCUUGCAAGAGGCAGUCAGAGAAGGUCAUUAUGAGUUGGCAGAGUUAUUACUGUGGUAUGGAGCUGACCCUUUAUUAAAAAACGAGAUGGGAAGGUGUGCGUUAGAAGAAGCUUCUGACCAGUCUAUGAGGAAACUACUCAAAAGCUAUAUAAGCAAAUCUGGAAGAUGUUUAGAAGAGAUACCAGCUGGGGAGGAUGCUGAGAAUACAUUAAGUGCUCAAAGUUCAGACAAUACCAGCCUGCACCAGAUUUCUUCACAGGUAGAUGAAUCAGAAUCAGCAUGUGCAAAUCUUAGUGAUUCAGACAGCACAGAUAUAUCCCAGCAGACUAUUGCAAAUGGGGUGCAAAACAUUUUUACAAAUAUAUCUGAGGAAGGAACCUAUUGUACUGAACAAACAUUUCAGACAGCUUCAGAAACACUGUUAGCACACGAAGCCGUAGGGGCUGCCAGUAGAGAAGGUAUUUCCAAAAGUCCUGUAAAUCCCAGCACUGGAAUGCUAAGCUCUAGUAAACAAGAAGACCAACAACCAGAGGAGUCUGCAGCUUUACAACUCCCAGAAAAGGAAGCUCUUCAAAGAAAGAGAGAGGAUCUUCAGAAGAUCAACCAAAAAGCAGAUUUGCAUUUUGGUAUUAACACAAACAAGUCUCCUUAUUCUGCUCAGAUUAUGCACAAUACCGAGCAGGAACCCUCCCGGAAGACAGAUAAAGGAGAGUUUGCUGAAAUAACUGGAACAGAACAUGCUGAAAAAAACAAAGAAGAAAGGAAUGCAGAGAGUGAUGUGCUCUCACAGUUUACUGAAACGGAGACAAUCCAAACUAAAAGAGUAAAAUUAGACUCUCAGGAGACAAGCCAAAAGACAGAUUUGUGUUCCAGUGGCAGGAAAAACAAGUUUUCAUUGAAUCAAUCACAGUUCAAACAAGGAUCAAAACAGCAAACAUCUAAGAAACCAGAAUCGGCAAAAACAGAAGCUCUGGUUUCACAUAUGGCCUAUCGAACGAGAGCUUGGACAAAGAAAAGAAAUGCAAAAGGAGAAAAUCGGCUACAUAUUGCUGCUAUGAGAGGAGAUUUGUCUUUGGUGAAAACUCUAAUAUCAUCUGGAAUUUGUGUCAAUGAAAAGGACAAUGCAGGCUGGACAGCAAUUCAUGAAGCUUCUGUCAGGGGAUUCACUGAAGUGAUGUCAGAGUUGCUGGAAGCUGGUGCUGAUAUUAACUGCAGAGGUCUGGAUGGUAUUUUGCCAAUACAUGAUGCUGUUUCUGCCAACUCUUUGGAGGCAGUGAGAAUUCUACUGCAGCAUGGAGCAAAUCCCCAUGAGAGAGAUGAUUUUGGCAAAAAUGCCCUGGAUAAAGCCUGUGAUGAUGAAAUGAGAGAACUGCUUAAGUCUUACGGUGCUAUUGACUCUGGACAUUCUGUUGAAACUGUUAGGGUUGCAAAGAGGAAAUGUAAUCAUCCUACUAGGUCAAGAAGAUCAAAAGUUAUUUGUAAUGACUGCUAUAAAAAUGGUGAUGCAGCUUUGGUGCCACAGUAUGAGAAACGCGGUGUGUCUGAUGCUGCCAUACAAGAUACUGUCCAGAAGCAAGAAGAACUGUUGCUGCUUGAACUGAGAUCUUCCAAAGAUGCAGAGGCAUAUAUCCAAAAACUGUCUCAGAUACAAGAUGCUUUGAAUGAAGUGCUUUCAAAACAGAAAAUGGAAAGGGAUACACUUGCUAAAAAAUACAGGGCUUCAGUGGAGUCUUUCAAAAAAGGAGCACUGAGAGAACAAUUAGUCAAGCUUGCUUCUAGGCAAAAAAGUCUGUUGAAUGUUGCCCAGAACCAGAAGAAAUUAGUCCAGAAAAUACAAAAUUACAGAAAAGAAAAGCAGGUGUUUGCAACACAUUCAAAGAAACAAAUCUCACACACACCUAUUUGCUAUGGAAAUAGUAAAGAACAAGAUUUAACUACUGAUAAAGUCACGUGUCCUGAUGUGGUUACAUUUAGUACAGGGCCUGGUGCCAGGAUGCCUAACGGCAACAGAGUAGAAGCAGAUCUCUCUUUAGAAAAGAGAUUUUCAGCUCAGGAAUGCAGCCAACAUCCAAACAGCUGUUUGGCUGAGAGAGGAGCAAAUAAAGAAGCAAUUAGAAGCAAAGAGGUUUCUGAUCAUGGUUUUGCAUCUGGAAACAGGGUAAGAGGAUAUCCUGUCAAUAUCCUGUCAAAGGUGACCAAUGUUGUAGAAGUGGGGACGUUACCUUCAGUUGCUGCUGCUGAAACAAAUCGCUUACAGCAAAGAGUCAUUGAUUGUGCAGCAGCUGCAGAUCCAGGGAACAAGUCUCCAAAUCCCACUGCAGUGGCCAACACAUUAAGCAUUUCAGAGGCCCAAAGCGCUGUCGUCAGUAACAGUAUCUGUCAGGCGAGCAGUGGCUGCGCGCGAGUUCCUCCUGCUGCGGAUCCACGCCGAGAUGGAAAUAAGAAGGACACUUCCCAGCAGCAGCAAGUGUUUGCAGCAACAUCCACGGAGAACUCUCUUAAUGCUCUGCAGGAAGUGACUUAUCAGAGCAGCGUUGACUCAUUUAAUGCCAACUUGGUGCUUACAAGUCUGGUCUCAAACACAGAUUAUCCAAUAAACCUCAGCCAGAAAUCUUCGCAGAGCAGUAGUAGUCAGCAGUGUGAACAAAAACAACUGAGGUGCAGAGGAAAUAAGAAAAAACUUCAGUUAAUUGAUCUGCUCCAGUUGGGAAGGAUUAAGCCAGGAGAAAAUGUUCUAGAAUUCAAACUUCAGGAAUUUAGCUAUAAAGCCACACUCUUAGAGAAUGGGAAGAUCAAAAUCAGUAACAGAAUACUUCAGAAUCCAGUUCAGUGGGUUAAAGAACUACUAGGAAAUGAUAUUUCAGUGACUUGGAAGUAUGUGUGGAAUAAGGUUACGUAUCUUGGGACGCAGUUGUCAAAUUUUCUUGUUGAAGAAGUGUCUGUUUCUAAUGACCUGGAAUUACCACAGAGCCAACAAAGAGAGCGUGUGGGCUCGCCGGUCCGGUUCAACUCAUUAGAAAAUCUGAUGCAUUUUCUUCUUUUCAAUGAGAUGGUAAUAGUGCAUAAAGAUGAGUUUCUACCAUGUCACAUAAUGGAAAAACACUGGAAUUUCUACAAAGAAUGUGAAGAUUUUGGAUUUUAAAAACUUCUUGCCUGCUGAGAGUCUUUUGCUCUCUUAAGAGUAAGCAUUUGAACUUUUAGAGUUAAGUGUUUUAUUACCAUCAUUUGAUAGAUCAUUUGCUCAGCACUUGGACUAAAAUCAAGACUCCUUAGAUAAAUGAGAAGCUGGAGGGUACUUUGUAGCAGGUAAGGAUAACUAUCAGUAGUGAGUUUUGUUCUGUAGGAUUAUGAAAUGUAGAUGUAGACAAGGACCUGUUAUGCACUGACAUUCCUUGAGAAUUGUAUUGCAUGCUGGUAAUUUUGUAUGAAACUCCACUGAUUUCCAUGGCUUCCUAGCUGGCCAUGCUCAGUGUGGCUCCAUGGAAGCAGUUAGGUAUCAACACUGAUAGUCACUUUUCACAUGUGACUUCAGGAGCAGUCGGCCUGAGCAUAUGCUCUCAGAAAUGCCUGCAGAUGUUUGUGCAAUAACAUAAGCUGUCGGGUUAGGCAAAAAUCAAAACAGGCAGCUUUGGAAAUCACAAGCAACUUUGCUUUACAUGAUAGGGUUAUGUGCAGACAUUUGAGAGCAGGUGUAUGCUGUGAGAGGUUAAAAGAAGGAUCUCUCAGGGAAAUUCCAUUGAUGUUCCAACCAAAUACAUCUGAUAGGCAAAAAAUGUGCUAGCAUAUGGCAGGAAAUACAAUGAGCUCAUUUCUGGUAAAUUAAUUUUUCAAUCUAAAAGCGUCUUCACCCUGAUCUCUGGAGGAUUCUGUUUGUUCUAAUUUUACGAUAUGUGAAUCUGCCUCAGUUACCUAUUGAUACACCUUUGACUGUCAUGAGAAUUAUCUCCACUCCAACUGCAUUCUCAUUCCUCCAUUAUCUGGAAUGUAAGGAGAGAUCACACCUACUUCUCCCCACUCCAGCGAAAGGGGUGAGGAACCUCUCCUGUCAAUAUGUAACAAGCUCAGCUAGCUAUUUGGAGUGGCAAGAGCUGCUCUGCAGGGAUUUUAUGAGUGUCUUAGGCAGAAGAAGGUUUAAGAAAGAGAGGAUUCUGAUGGGCA
Messenger RNA from Nothoprocta perdicaria, 6035 nucleotides. It is a transcript of the gene ANKRD31, whose product is annotated as ankyrin repeat domain 31. The record is from RefSeq and is a predicted model, not a curated record. Gene Ontology annotation, molecular function: protein binding. The coding region runs from base 1 to 5019 and encodes 1672 amino acids. NCBI's taxonomy places the organism in Eukaryota, Metazoa, Chordata, Aves, Tinamiformes, Tinamidae. The transcript has 26 exons.